Entamoeba dispar SAW760 is the source of this 5022-nucleotide messenger RNA. RefSeq lists its product as uncharacterized. The record is from RefSeq and is a predicted model, not a curated record. Gene Ontology annotation, cellular component: extrinsic component of membrane. Bases 1 to 5022 code for a protein of 1673 amino acids. Gene Ontology annotation, biological process: protein targeting to vacuole; protein retention in Golgi apparatus. The transcript has a single exon. NCBI's taxonomy places the organism in Eukaryota, Evosea, Mastigamoebida, Endamoebidae.
AUGAGUACAAGAAUUCGAUUUAAAAUGAGAGCAGGUGGAGUUAAUUUAACAGUAGCACAAUCACAAUUCAAAGUAGAAGAAUUUAAUGGAAUUAUUUUAACAACAGAAAAAGAAAUAAAAAUAAGUAUUGGGAAAUUGAAAGUAAUAGAUAUUGAAAAAAAAGAACAAAUACUUGAAAGUGAAGAAACGAAAGAAAGCAUUAAUAUAAAAUAUAAAUACGGAAAGAACAGUAUGUGUAGAAUAGAAUAUAAUUCACCGAAAUUAUUAUUAGUACCUGACGUUAUAAAUAGAAUAUGGGAGUCAUUAAAAGAAGUGAUAAGAUAUGGAAUAAAUAUAUUUCAAGAAAAAGAAAAGAAAGAUAUACAAAUAACACAAAAAGAACGAUUGAGUGAUUUAAAACCACCAAAAAAUAGAAAUAAUGUAAUGAAUCAAAUAACAAAAGAAAAAGAAAUUAAUAAAGAAAAAGUAAUAAAUGAAAGAUAUAGACUAAAUAUAGUAUUUGACUUAAAUGAAAGUCAAUUAAUAUUUAAAAAUAAUGAAGGGAAUUCAUUAUUAAUUUAUGCAACAUUAAAAGGAAAUACAGUAAUAGAGAAUGGAAGGAUGACAUCACUGAAUAUACUAAGUAAUAAUUUAAGUUUAAUAAGUAAAACGUUAAUGAGAAAUGAAAAGAUUCAAAUCGUAAAUAUUAAUUCUUUUAAUAUAACAACAAAAAUAGGAAUUGUCCCAAAUAUUAAUUUGUUUAUAGAUUCAAUAAAUACAGAAUUUUCAAAUAGAGAUCUUGAUAUUACAAUUAAACUUAUUAAAGAGUUUAAAGAAAAUAUUGAAAGUAUUUCAAUAUUAUUUAAUCAACCAAUUGAGAUAAAUAAAAAAGAAAUAAGUAAAGAAGGAUUUGAAUUCCAGAUUCAUCACAUUAUAGAAGAAGACAUUAAAUCUAAAAGUAUUUUAUUUCCUAAAAUAGUAUUUAAUAUUAUUAUAAAAAAUGUUGAAAUGAUAUUAUCUAGUGAAUUUAUUUCACAACAGGGACAAACAGUUAAAAGUUGUAAAUCAUUAAUAUUAAGUACUGAGUCAUUUUUAAUGGAUUUUAAUGAAAAACAAAUGGAAAUGACUAUUAAUAAAAUACAAAUUCAAUACACAAAUAUUUCAAAUAAAAAAUGGAUUAUUGAGCCUUUGGUUGAACCAUUUGAUAUUAAAGGAAAAUGUAUUCUUCCAAAAUUUCAAAUUGAAAUUAGUCCAAAAAAGUUUUUAAUAAUAAAUAUUACACCAGAGUUUAUAAUUUCAAUGAACAAUUUAUUUGAAAAUUGGGCAAAAUCAAUUAAUGAAGAGUAUUAUAAAAAUAAAGGGAAUUGUAAAAUAAUUAAUAGAGUUGGAGGAAAAUUAACAAUUCAAAUGAAAACAAAAACAAUUACUAUUGAAAAAGAUUCAACAUUUGAAAUGUCAUUAUUUUCAGAAAGAAAUAUUCAAAUAAUUAUUCAUGAUUUUGAUCCAAUUACUAUAUCUACUUUGACUAAUGAAAAACAAUAUAAAACUAUUUAUGAAGUUAAAAAAAAUGAAAAAACAAUUGGAUGUAUUUUAGUUAAAAUACAUUUUUAUCAAAGGAUUCAAAUUAUUAUUAUUUCAUCUAUCGUAAUAUUUAAAAAUAAAACUUCUAUUCCUUUGCAAUUAAUUUGGAAUAAUUUUGAAACUAAUUGUUUUGAAAAUCAAACCUCUUCUUUUCUUCCAAUGAUUGGUAUAAAUAGUUUGAAACUUGUUAUUAAAUCUGCUAAAAAUCAUUCAAAAUAUAACACACUCUUUAUUAUUCAUUCUUUGUAUAGUAAACUUUUUAAAAAUGAAUGUACUAUUAUUAGACAUAUUGAUAUUGAUGAUUAUAUUGAUGUUUAUUUUCAUUUUCGUAAUUCUAUUCGAUUGGGCUCUACUUGUAUUACUCCUUUAACUAUUGUUUUUAAUUCUCCUCUUACAUUUGUUAAUAACCUUCCUUUAAAAUUAUUAAUUACUUGUGUUAAAAAUGAAAAUUCAUUUUCAAAUGAUUCAUCUACUCCCUUAUCUCAUUCUUCUUUAUUUCAAAAUUCAAAAUUUAAUAGCUUAAAAGAAUUAAAUAAUAAGGUACUACCCCUUAAUAAUCCUUUUGUUUGUUCAACUUCUCCUUCUAAAAUAAUACAACAAAGUUCUAUUAAUCAAAAAGAUAUAUUAUCACCUUCUUCUUCUUUACCUUCUCAAAAUAAAAAUUUUAAUCUAAUUCAAUCCACUCAACAACCAAAUCCAGUUAUUUCUACAAAUAAUACUUCUUGGAUUAGUUCUAAAGAAAAAAUACAAGUUGUUGUUGAACCAUUUAGUAAAGGAAGUGUUACUUUUGCAUCACUAAAUGAAACAAUUCAUUAUUUUAUUACUGUUUUAUCAGUAGCUGAUGGUUAUGUAUUUAAUUCAAAUAUAAUGAAAUCAUCAAAAAUAACAUACUCAAUUAAUCAAAAAGAACUUCCAUUAUUAAUAAUUGGAUCAUAUUAUUUUAGACAAAGAAUUCAAGAAAAUAAUAUUAUAUUUGAAUGUCCUUAUUAUAUUAAAAAUGAUAGUCAAAUUACUCUUUCAAUUAAAAAUUAUGGAGAAGUACAUUCAAUACAUUCAUAUUAUUUAUAUGCACCAGUUCCUAAUAAAAAUGAAAAAAAUAUAUUUCUUAUGGAUAGUAUUAUAUUUCUUGAACCAAAUAAUAAAGUAUCUAAUGAUUUCAUUGACUUACAACUAGGUGAAGUUAAAACAAUUCAUAUUAAUAAUCAUAAUUUGUAUACUAGAGUUCUUCCUCAUAAAAUUAAUAAUCAAAUUACUUCGUCAUUAAGAAUUAUUAUUAAACCUCAUUUUAUAUUUCAAAAUUUAACAAAUGAAGUAUUUAAUGUUAAAAAUAAUUGUUUAAAUAUUAAACUAUUUCCUAGUGAUAAAAUUCCAAUUCAUUUUACCAAAAUUAAUAUUGAAAUUGUUGAAAAUUAUGGAAUAGUUUUAAACCUUACUCAAAUAGAUGAAUACCAAAUAUUAUUAAAAACAAAUAAUACUUAUAAAAUUUUUAAUAUUAAAACUCAAAAUCAUAAAGGUUCAUUUUAUACGUUUAUUAGUGGUUGUGAACAACCUUUUUUAAGACUAGAUAAUAGAACUAAUGAAUCUUUUCAGGUAAAACAAUUUGGAACUAAAUUAAUUGUUAGAUUAAUUCCACAACAUUCUGUUCCAUUUGCUUGGACUGAUCCAGAUGGAUGUAGAUCACUUAUUAUUAAUGAAGAUACUAUAGACCCAUUAAAUGUUGAUACAGAAUUUGUUGUAAAUAAAAGAAGAGUACUUAUUGAUAUUGAAGAUAAUACUACUGUCAUUACUGUUGGUGCAUCAAAACGUAAAAAAGAACAAGUCAAAUGGAGUGUUGGAGUAAGUUUGCCUUCAUUUGGAAUUUCGUUAUUUAGAAAAAAUGCAAAAGAAGAAUUAUCAUUAAAUAUUAAAUCAAUUUUAUUAGAAAUUAUUAGAACAGAUAGACACCUUGGUUUAGAAAUGCAAUUUGAUUAUAUUCAACUAGACUUUCAGUCAUUAGACAUAUUAAAAAAUCCAGUUAUUAUUUCUCCAAGACCACUUGAUUGGAUUUAUGAUCCAAAUAAAUCAUUUUUUCAUAUCGGAUUAUUAUUAAUUACUCCAACAAAAGGUAAUUUAUUUCAAUUAAGAUAUAUUUCUAAAGCAACUGUAACAAUUCAACCAUUAGAAGUAUUAAUCGAACCAGAUAUUUUACAACAUAUUUACGAAACAAUAAAAGAAUAUCCAACACUAUUUAUGAUUAAAAAUAAUACAAAUACACCAACCACUAAAAAUGAACGUAGAAUGAUUAUUAAAGACUUUGAAUUAAAUUCAAUUGAUGUUAAUAUUAGUAUUAAUAAAGCUACUACAAAACCUCCAAAAUAUUCAAAAUUAGUAAAAUUAGUUUAUCAAAUAGCCGAAAUGGAUAUUGAUAGAAUUCCUGUUAGAAUUAAUAAAUUAAUUAUCCUUAAUAAGCAAUUUUCUACUAAUACAUUUAUUAACCAAAUUAAAGAUCAGUUAAUGGAUGGUUUAGGUAAUUUAAAAUGGAUUGUUGUUGGUAAAUUAUUUGGACUUAGAGCAAUUAUUGGGAAUUCUUCUGAUAGUACUAAUCAAGAACAAACAGUUUUUAGAAUUACUUCUAUGGAUGGAAUAGAUGAAAUUACUAAAAACGAAUGUGAUUUAUUCUUUAACAGAACUUACUUAACUGACUCUAUCGACUCAAAAAAUUUUUGUGUAACAUCAUCAAAAACUCAAGACAACACUUCUAUAAAAGAUGUUCCUAGAAGUUUAGUAAAAGCACAGCAAUCCACUUUUGAAUAUUCUUUAAAAGAUGGUACAAAAAAUCUUGUAAGUUCUGUUGCUCGUGGUGUUAAAGGUGUUUGGAAAACUUCUGUUGGACUGACUGAUCUUGCUGGAACACAAAAGAAACAAUUGGCACCAGCAGGGUUUAUUGGUGGUGCAUUAGUUGGUACUGCAGGAAUAGUUGUAAAACCAUUAGAUGGAAUUGUAGGAUUUUUUAAAAGUGUUAAUGACGGAUUAACAGGAAUAUCAUUUGGACAAAUUGCGAAAGAGCGAAUUAGACCACCAAGGUAUUGUCCAGAACAAAUAAUUUGUUUUGAUUACCUUCAAUCACAAGGAUGGUCUAUGUUAAUGGAAGCAGACGGUGGUGCUUUUAAAGAAUUAAAGUUUUAUGAUUGGAUUAAACAAUUUGCUGAUAAUAAAAUUAAAGGAAUUAUUUUUACAUUAGAAUCGAUGAUUGGUGUAGAAAAAGAAUUUGGAGAAUUAACUAAAUCCAAAUGGAAAAUACCAUAUCAAUUAAUAGAUUCAUUUGGAUUUGAUGGGAAUAAUAUUGUCGUUGCAUUAAAAGUAAGUAGUAAAUCAAAAAUGUUUCAAAGGAGUAUUGAUAGAUUUAUAAUUAAAGACUGGAGUAUUGAUUAUUUAGUGAGAAUUAAUGAAAUUAUUAAUUCAAUUAAACAAAGAAUUAAUUAA